AUGUCGUGGCAAGGUCAGCACAGCUCGUGAACGCUCCCAGCUCAGCACGAGACCAACGCUGACCCUUGCGCGAUCUCGUACCAUUUGCCCACACACAUUGCAGUGUGUAAGCAGCUCCAGCUCCAGACAUUCUCCACUCGUCAUCCCCGCCUCAUUCGCUCACCCCUUCCACGCCUCCCACGCCUCCUCCCCUCCUCCCCUGACCACACUUUGCCACCCUCUUGCCACGCAGACUGCGACUCGAACUUGAUCGGCACGGGCAAGAUCACCCGUUGCGCGAUCCUCGGUCAACAGGGGGGCGUAUGGGCCUCUUCAGCCGCUUACGAGCUCAGCUCGGACGAACAAGCCAACAUCGUCAAAGCGUUCAGUGAUCCUUCGAGUGCGCAGGUGCGUUCUUCCCUCGCUAAAAAGAUCGCUUUUUUUUUGCUUUUUUUUUUUUUUUCAAUUUUGAAGAGCUGAUUUUGGGUUUUGGGGUUUCGGAUGGGGCUGGGCUGGCUUACCGAAAGGCGAAUGGCAUUCGAGCGGCAGGUAACAAGUUCUUUACCCUCGCCGCCAACGAUAGGAGUAUCUAUGGGAAAAAGGCGGUCAGUGGUACACUUUACUCCAAUCUGAUGAGCACCGGAUGCAAAAGAGGCAGCGAGCAGUAGCGCAUGACGACCGAUGGGCGGGGGGGGGGGUGAGCUGAUGGCCCUCCACGUCACGUCAUGACGAUGCAAAGGCCGAUCAACUCGAGCGGGGCCGGAGGGAAGGUCAAGAUCGAGGAGGACGAGGAACCCACUCAUCAUUUUUGACCAUCGAUGCUGACCAUACCACAUCAUCUUUUUCCCCACUUCAGGCCGACGGUAUCGUCCUCGUCAAGACGAACCAGGCCGUGCUCGUCGCCGAGUACUCGCACCCUACCCUGCCAGGGGAGGCGACCAAGAUCGUUGAGGGUACGUCCAACUUUCCCCAUUGA
Molecule: messenger RNA, 955 nt
Organism: Microbotryum saponariae
Lineage: Eukaryota; Fungi; Basidiomycota; Microbotryomycetes; Microbotryales; Microbotryaceae
Source: the annotation of a GenBank genome assembly